AUGGCGGAGCCGGCGUUGGAGGGGAGCCAGCCGGUGGAUCUGUCCAAGCACCCCUCCGGCAUCGUCCCCACGCUCCAGAAUAUUGUGUCGACGGUCAAUUUGGACUGUAAACUGGACCUCAAAGCAAUUGCCCUUCAAGCACGUAAUGCAGAAUAUAACCCCAAGCGUUUUGCUGCGGUUAUUAUGCGGAUAAGAGAACCAAAAACUACAGCAUUGAUAUUUGCGUCAGGGAAAAUGGUCUGUACUGGAGCAAAAAGUGAACAACAAUCUAAACUUGCAGCUAGGAAGUAUGCUCGCAUCAUCCAGAAGCUUGGUUUUCCAGCAAAAUUCAAGGACUUCAAGAUUCAGAACAUUGUUGGGUCUUGUGAUGUCAAAUUCCCAAUCAGACUUGAGGGUCUUGCAUACUCUCAUGGUGCUUUCUCAAGUUACGAACCAGAGCUCUUCCCUGGCUUGAUCUAUCGGAUGAAGCAGCCAAAGAUUGUGCUGCUGAUUUUUGUUUCAGGCAAGAUUGUUCUGACAGGAGCUAAGGUGAGAGAGGAGACGUACACUGCCUUCGAAAAUAUUUAUCCUGUCCUCACAGAGUUCAGAAAAGUCCAGCAAUGGUAUGUAGCAUCUGAGUACAUAUUAACAGGCAUGGGUAAAUGGAGAUUGCUAUUCAACUAUUGUGCCUAG
Miscanthus lutarioriparius is the source of this 672-nucleotide messenger RNA. Lineage: Eukaryota; Viridiplantae; Streptophyta; Magnoliopsida; Poales; Poaceae. The record is from the annotation of a GenBank genome assembly.